GUAAUCGCUGGAUUUAAGGUUUCUUCCUGCUGCACGUCAACCUUGACUAGCAGAUCUCCCAACCCCAUAUGCACACUACUCCGAUAAUACGCCGUCGUGGCCCAAGCAGCAAUUGGUGCUGUCCAUGGAAUAUGUCUUGCGAAAGUUCGAAACAGCAGCUAGGACAGCAGUACUUCGACACGGCGAACGAUGAGGACCUAUCACCACCACCGAGUGGUCUGCGAUCGACCGCAGCGAAGAUGAUGUCCCGUGGGAACCGUGUGGACCGAGUCAGGAUACUUGUCGACACAAGUGUCUUCCCGUUCCGGAGACCGGGGCGAUGAUGGCCUUCCUUCGGGGAAUUUUCCGCAUAUUUCGCAUGGCUCUCUUUAUAGUCCCCUUACACCCGGUGGAUCCGACCUUUUCACCAUUCGUUCUGGGAACAGGGUCCCUUCCUGUUGGUGCCAUCAUGGACCUGAGCCUUAUCCCAU
This is a messenger RNA of Paraphaeosphaeria sporulosa, 470 nucleotides long. RefSeq lists its product as uncharacterized. Bases 132 to 323 code for a protein of 63 amino acids. The record is from RefSeq and is a predicted model, not a curated record. NCBI's taxonomy places the organism in Eukaryota, Fungi, Ascomycota, Dothideomycetes, Pleosporales, Didymosphaeriaceae. The transcript has a single exon.